Messenger RNA from Theobroma cacao (cacao), 1167 nucleotides. Its product is annotated as protein PHOSPHATE STARVATION RESPONSE 1-like. Gene Ontology annotation, molecular function: DNA-binding transcription factor activity; DNA binding. NCBI's taxonomy places the organism in Eukaryota, Viridiplantae, Streptophyta, Magnoliopsida, Malvales, Malvaceae. The record is from RefSeq and is a predicted model, not a curated record.
CCUCUUUGCCCCGUGAACAAGGGGAUCGAACCAAGGUCAUGUUCAUGGUAAAAUAGUUAUUUUUUCUUUCUGUCUUUGGACCUUGGAGAUCCUCGCCAAAAGAGUUUGAACAAGGAACAGAACCCUUUGAAUGUGAAUCAAUUUGGACACCAGGAAACCUCAGCCAAAUUCCGACAAUUAGAAGACACAAUAAGGACAGCUUAAGGCAUCCAUUAAUCCUAUCAAUCAAUUCUUAGUGCUUAUCGCCACCUUAAAAAUGUUUUCCUUCGUUUUCAUCUGUUUUUGUCUCUCCGUCCCCCACCUCUCUAUAUUUCCCCUCCUACGACGGGGCGAAUGCUUGUGCUACAAUCGUGCCAUUUCUCUCCACAAUGCGUCGUCCCAGUCGAUCUGAUGGCUUGGCCAAAGAACGCCUGAGAUGGACUCAAGAGCUGCAUGAUCGAUUUGAAGAUGCUGUUAAUCAGCUUGGAGGUCCAGAUAGGGCGACGCCAAAGGGUAUCCUGAAGGCUAUGGGGGUUGAUGGACUGACCAUUUACCAUGUCAAAAGCCACCUGCAGAAAUACAGGAUCUUAAAGUUUGUUCCAGAAACAAAUACAAAAUGCAAGUUUGAGAGGAGAGAUAUAUCAGAAAUACUGCCUAAUUUCGGUAGAACAUCAGGGGCUCAGCUUAAUGAAGCCUUGCAAAUGCAUAAGGAAGCAGAAAGAAAGCAAGGGGAUCAUCAGCUCGAGGCUCAAAGGAACUUGAAGAUUAAGAUUGAAGCUCAGGUAAUAUUCCUUGAGAGACUUGCAGGCCAACAUAGAAACCGAGCUACCCCAACAAAAGCUACCAAGCCAUUCUCUCCCACAUCACUGCCUUCACUCUGUGAGGAGUCUGAGUCGACUGCAAAAGAUGGUUUCGAAACCGACCCCGAGGCUGACAGAAAUGAGAUAGAAUCAGGAGAAAGAGUUCAAGCAAUGUAUGCAUUCGAAUCAUUGGACCAAUAUGAUCAUCAAGACAUGGUUCUUAACAGGGAAGAAAGGGUUUCUUACCUUGCUAAUGAUAUCAGCUUUCCCUGGAAUGCCACAGUUUGCUCAUCAUCCCCCCUGGUGCCUAGCUUUUUGUGACUUUUGCCACAACUUCCAUGUACAAUUGAUUUUGUAAAACAAAGCAAUAAAACCAUAUCAUGGACAC